Messenger RNA from Penicillium bovifimosum, 777 nucleotides. Its product is annotated as Ulp1 protease family protein. The transcript is spliced from 7 exons. Gene Ontology annotation, biological process: proteolysis. Bases 1 to 777 code for a protein of 258 amino acids. Gene Ontology annotation, molecular function: cysteine-type peptidase activity; deNEDDylase activity. Lineage: Eukaryota; Fungi; Ascomycota; Eurotiomycetes; Eurotiales; Aspergillaceae. The record is from RefSeq and is a predicted model, not a curated record.
AUGCUGGAUGGUGGCCUCAACAAAUUGCGCAAGGUGCGUGGGCGGUUUGGUGACAAGUUGAACCCAGAUGAUGCCUUUCUGAGCUAUUAUGACGUGCGAUUGACACGAGAGGACAUGCAAACCCUCAAGGACGAUUGGCUCACAGAUAACAUCAUCUCAUUUUGGGAGGAAUACCUCGAGCACGAAUUCCUUACCAAGUACAAGAACUCCAACAUCAUUCUCCUCCGCCCCAGCAUGUGCUUCAUGAUCCUCCAGACCCCCGAUCCUCGCACCCUCCGUGAAGCACUCCCGGACUUCAGUCGAGCCACCCAUGUCUUUCUCCCAAUCAACGACUGCCGCAACGUCAGCCAAGCAGAAGGAGGCACACACUGGUCCCUUCUACUGAUCUCCGUUGUUGACCGCAUUGCAUUUCACUAUGAUUCGUUAUACCAAGGAAAUGUCUGGGAAGCAGAUACCGUGACACGCAAAUUCGGAUACCUCUUGAACAUACCCAUCCGGUUCCUACAUUUGAACGACUCUCCCCAGCAAGACGGCGGCAGCGAUUGCGGCGUCUUUGUGUGCAUGAACAUGCGGCACCUACUCCUGAAGCGGCUACUGAUGGCCAGUGCACGUGAGAAGGUGAGUAUGAGCCUUGGAGGGCGGAAGAUCGAUGCCAGUGGAUCCCGCAAAGAGAUGGCCAAGAUUAUUGAAGGAUUCCGUAAAGAAGGCGAGCGCCGACGAUCAACCAGCGCCAGUCCUAUGGGGAAGAAAUCACGGAGUCCCCCGCGGGUGGAUUGA